Ictidomys tridecemlineatus (thirteen-lined ground squirrel) is the source of this 2023-nucleotide messenger RNA. NCBI's taxonomy places the organism in Eukaryota, Metazoa, Chordata, Mammalia, Rodentia, Sciuridae. The record is from RefSeq and is a predicted model, not a curated record.
AGCGUUCUAACAAUAGAACUUUAGAAUCUUGGAAUGCGAGUGUCCUGGAAUAUUGGAAACUUAGAAGGGCGCGCUCACAAAGCCGCCGUGAUAAUAAUAAUCGCAAAGGGAGCGCGAAGGCUCUAGAAUGUUAUAAUAGAACUGAGCCGUGAACCGGCUGAGGAUCUGAGAACCGCUGGCGUCUAGAACAUCAGAGGGGGACAUCUGAGCAUUCCAGUACCCCUGCUGGGUGCUGAGGGUACAGGGGAGGUUAGAGACUGCCCCCCAGGCCCUACAAUGUCAACUCUGCCUGGAGUCGUGAGGAUCCCGGGAGAUGACAGCACUCCUGCCGGUACUGCCUCAUCUUUUCAAUUCUCCUGCCAUCUCAACACUGUCCCAUAGAUUUCCUGUGCGUUCUAGAACAUUUCAUUCCACCAGUACUUCGACGUGGCUACACUUAACUUCCUAGGUCCUCUAUAAGCAUCACCCUCUUACCACCACCGGUGGAUGCCUUCAUCUCCUCCACGACCUCUUUCCCCACCCGGUUGUCCCCUAGCCCAGACUUCCUUAUUUAUGCCCCACUGAUAGACCUCUAUUGAUCCCACCAUUCCCAGAUCUUCCUUGGGAGUAGCUCCUCCUCUCCCCUCUCAAGCUUUCUCCUUCCCUGCCAAGCCUGCCUCAAGGUCCUCCCUUCUGGGUGACAGCCUCCCACCAUGUUCCCCUGAGCCUCCAAGGAGGGGCUCAGGGGGCCCGAUGGCCUCCCGCCCCCCGCGGCCCGGAAGCCCUGUGGGCCAGGGGAAGCGCCUCGGAAGCCCUGGUGCCGAGGAUGGGCAACCGCACGUGGGAGGGCUGCCACGUGGACUCGCGCGUGGACCACCUCUUCCCGCCGUCCCUCUACAUCUUCGUCAUCGGCGUGGGGCUGCCCACCAACUGCCUGGCCCUGUGGGCCGCCUACCGCCAGGUGCGGCAGCGCAACGAGCUGGGCGUCUACCUGAUGAACCUGAGCAUCGCCGACCUGCUGUACAUCUGCACGCUGCCGCUGUGGGUGGACUACUUCCUGCACCACGACAACUGGAUCCACGGCCCCGGCUCCUGCAAGCUCUUCGGCUUCGUCUUCUACACCAACAUCUACAUCAGCAUCGCCUUCCUCUGCUGCAUCUCGGUGGACCGCUACCUGGCCGUCGCCCACCCGCUGAGGUUCGCGCGGCUGCGGCGCGUCAAGACGGCCGUGGCCGUGAGCUCCGUGGUCUGGGCCACGGAGCUGGGCGCCAACUCGGCGCCCCUGUUCCACGAUGAGCUCUUCCGAGACCGCUACAACCACACCUUCUGCUUCGAGAAGUUCCCCAUGGAGGGCUGGGUGGCCUGGAUGAACCUCUACCGGGUCUUCGUGGGCUUCCUCUUCCCCUGGGCGCUCAUGCUGCUGUCCUACCGGGGCAUCCUGCGGGCGGUGAGGGGCAGCGUGUCCACCGAGCGCCAGGAGAAGGCCAAGAUCAAGCGCCUGGCCCUCAGCCUCAUCGCCAUCGUGCUGGUCUGCUUCGCGCCCUACCACGUGCUCCUGCUGUCCCGCAGCGCCGUCUACCUGGGCCGCCCCUGGGACUGUGGCUUCGAGGAGCGCGUGUUCUCCGCCUACCACAGCUCGCUGGCCUUCACCAGCCUCAACUGUGUGGCCGACCCCAUCCUCUACUGCCUCGUCAACGAGGGAGCCCGCAGCGAUGUGGCCAAGGCCCUGCACAACCUGCUGCGCUUCCUGGCCAGUGACAAGCCCCAGGAGAUGGCCAAUGCCUCUCUCACGCUGGAGACCCCACUCACUUCCAAGAGGAGCAGCGUGGCCAAAGCCAUGGCGGCCACCUGGGCAGCAGUUCCGCCCUCCCAGGGGGACCAGGUGCAGCUGAAGGUGCUGCUGCCGGCACAGUGAACCUGCCUGGGCAGAGCCCCAUCCUCCCAUCUUUUCCCAAACCCCCUCUCCCCUAGUUCUGGUGUAUGCAAAUUGUAUGUAAAUAAGGCUGUGUUAAUAUUCAUAAAAUACAGGAAAAUAGGAAAAGAA